AAGAAUACGAAGCCAUAGCAGAUCGGGCUUUGAGCAGGCCCGUCGAUACGGCAGCCUUGACGGAGCUGGUCGCAUUCGUUAGAAAAUCUAUGGACGGAUCCCUGAAGCAGCUAGAGGUCGAUCUCUACGAUAUACUUCAGCACGUCCUCGUUUUGUCGGAUUACCAUGUUCUCGCGGACACCGAGAUCGACGCCAACAACGUCGCGUUUCAAUGGUACCACCGAUUCCCCGAUAUCUUGGCCGAGAACGAAGUUUUGGUGGCUACGAAGACGGUGGAGUUCCAGGAGGCUCUUCGAAUCAGGUACAUCAAAUUCGAGGAGGAGUUGGACUCUUACGCCAAGCAAGUGGCCGACACUCAAUUCUGGGGUGACAUAGCGGAGGUUUACAAGUACCAGAGGAGGGCUCAGACUCUGGAGAACAGGCUGAUAGCUGCGAUGGAGAAGAUCGACAAGUUCAACGAAGAAGAAGCUGCGUUCGGUUGGGAUAUCACGCAGUAUCCGCGACGGAAACAGAUCGCGGACCAGCUGAAGCCGUUCAAGCAGCUGUUCGAUGCCAUCUGCGAUUUCAUGACCAAGCAGGAACUCUGGCUGAACUCGAUGAUCGGCAGCUACAGCCCCGAGGAUAUCGAGAACGACGUCGGACACGCGUACAGAACGAUCUACAAGCUGGAGAAGAGCUUUCAAGAACCGGAUCUGAGAGACCUAGCGAGCAACGUACGCGAGAAGAUCGAGGACUUCAGGGAUCGCAUGCCGAUCGUACUCACCUUGGGGAAUCCAGGGUUAAAGGAUCGCCACUGGGAGCAGAUAUCCGAGAUCAUCGGCGUUCCCAUCAAGGUGGACGCCGACCUGACAUUGGCCAAGGUCCUGGAGAUGGGUUUGGACUCGCUGGCCAGCAAGUUCGAGGCGAUUUCGGACAACGCGUCGAAGGAGGCGACCCUGGAGAAGGCCAUGGACCGGAUGCAGAAGGACUGGGCCGAUCUAGUGUUCACGGUGAACCCUUUCAAGGAGACCGGCACCCACGUGAUCGCCGGCGUCGACGAUAUUCAGCUGCUCUUGGACGACCACAUCGUCAGGACCGUCACCAUAAAGAACUCGCCGAACAUCAAGCCCUUCGAGGCCAGAAUCUUGUCGUGGGAGCGUAAAAUGCACUUGCUGCAAGACAUCUUGGACCAGUGGCUGCGGGUCCAGGCGAUCUGGAUGUACUUGGAGCCGAUAUUCACGUCGCCGGAUAUUCAGCAGCAAAUGCCGGACGAAGGACGCAAGUUUUCAGCGGUGGACAAGACCUGGCGAGACAUUAUGAAGACGGCCCAGGCGGAUCCUCGGGUUCUCUACGUGAUCGAGAUCGACAAGAUGCUCGAGAGGCUGAAGAAGAGUUUCGCUCUCCUGGAGGACAUUCAAAAGGGGCUGAACGAUUACCUCGAGAAGAAGCGGCUCUUCUUCCCGCGGUUCUUCUUUCUCUCGAACGACGAGCUGCUGGAGAUCUUGUCGGAGACCAAGGACCCGACACGUGUCCAGCCGCACCUGAAGAAGUGUUUCGAGGGCAUCCACAGGCUCGAGUUCAACGAGGAUCAAGAAGUACUCGCGAUGAGAUCGUCCGAGGACGAAAUCGUGAACCUGGUGGAUAUAGUAUCCACUGCCGCGGCCAGAGGACAAGUGGAGAAGUGGCUCGUCGAACUGGAAGCAAUUAUGAGACGAAGUAUCCGGCAUAUGGUGGAGCAGGCGAUGCAGGCGUAUCCGCGAAAGCAGAGGAAGGACUGGGUGCUCGAUUGGCCGGGUCAAACGAUUCUCUGCGUCGGAAAGACGUAUUGGACUUUGCGUAUCGAGGAGUCCAUGUUGCAGGGUGCUGUCGGUUUGAACGGGUAUCUCGAGCAGUGCCAGUCGGAGCUGAACGACGUGAUAUUGCUGAUCAGGGGCAAGUUAUCGAAGCAGAACCGUAUCACUUUAGAGGCUCUGGUCACUCUCGAUGUCCAUGGGAAAGACGUACUGGCGAGUCUCUGCGAAGAAGAAGCGAUCGAGAACACCGACUUUAGAUGGCUGUGCCAUCUUCGCUAUUACUGGCUGGAAGACAACAUGUGGUCGUACAUGAUCAACUCGCGUUUGAGAUACGGUUACGAGUACCUGGGGAAUUCGCCGAGGCUGGUGAUCACACCGCUGACGGAUCGAUGCUAUCGGACUCUGUUCGGCGCCCUGCAUCUCCACUUGGGCGGCGCGCCGGAGGGACCGGCGGGGACCGGUAAAACAGAGACGACGAAGGAUCUGGCAAAGGCCGUGGCGAAACAGUGCGUCGUUUUCAACUGCUCCGAAGGGCUGGACUAUCUUGCUCUGGGCAAGUUCUUCAAGGGGUUAGCCUCCUGCGGCGCCUGGUCCUGCUUCGACGAGUUCAAUCGAAUCGAUCUCGAAGUGCUGUCGGUUGUCGCGCAACAAAUCCUGACGAUUCAACGAGCGAUCAACAGCGGCGCGGAGAGGAUGGUGUUCGAGGGCACGGACAUCUUCCUGGACCCAACCUGCGCCAUCUUCGUCACGAUGAACCCCGGCUACGCCGGUAGAUCGGAGUUGCCGGACAAUCUGAAGGCUCUGUUCCGACCGGUGGCUAUGAUGGUGCCGGACUACGCGCUGAUCGCGGAGAACACACUGUACUCGUACGGGUUCUACAACGGCAGGCCGUUGGCGGUGAAGAUCGUGACCGCGUACAAACUCUGUUCGGAGCAGCUCAGCGGUCAGGGUCACUACGACUACGGCAUGAGAGCCGUCAAGUCCGUCUUGGUCGCCGCCGGCAACCUGAAGCUCCGGUACCCGGACCAAUCCGAGGACAUUCUGAUGCUGAGAAGCAUCCUCGACGUGAACCUACCAAAGUUUCUCGUCCACGAUCUACCCCUCUUCGAAGGAAUCGCCUCGGACCUGUUCCCCGGCGUUCGUCUCCCGACCCCGGACUACGCUCACCUGAACGCCUGCACCAUGGAAGCCUGCGCCGCCGCGAACAUCCAGUGCACGGGCUUCUUCCUCGAGAAGAUCCAGCAGAUUUACGAGAUGAUGCUCGUCAGGCACGGAUUUAUGAUCGUCGGGCUGCCGUUCGCCGGGAAAACGUCCGCGUACAGGAUGCUAGCGAACUGCCUGGCCCUGCUGGAGGAACGGCGGCUGAUGGACGAGCACCGGGUGGAGAUAACGGUUAUUAAUCCGAAGGCGAUCACGAUGGGCCAACUGUACGGCCGAUUCGACCCUGCCUCGCACGAGUGGAGCGACGGCGUCCUGGCUGUCAGCUACAGAGCGUUCGCCACCUCCGUCAACGAGAAUCGAAAAUGGCUGGUGUUCGACGGGCCGGUCGACGCCCUUUGGAUCGAGAACAUGAACACCGUGCUCGACGACAAUAAGAAGCUUUGCCUGACCUCCGGCGAGAUCAUCCAGCUGGCGCCCACCACCAACUUGAUCUUCGAGCCCAUGGACCUGGAGGUGGCCUCGCCCGCCACAGUGUCCAGAUGCGGCAUGAUCUACAUGGAGCCGGUCAGUCUGGGUUGGUCGCCGCUCCUGAUCUCCUGGUUGAACACCCUGCCAUCUACGUUCACCGAACAUCUAAGAAACCAUUUGAGCGACAUGUACACGCGAUUCUGUCCGCCCCUUCUGCACUUGCUGCGCAGAGGCGGAGUAAAGGUGUUGAUCGCGAUGCCCGACGCGAACUUGACAAGAUCGGUGACGUAUCUGUUCGACUGUUUCCUCGAGGACUUCCGCGACGAGAAGUACCUUCGGACCUUGUCCGAUCUAGAUAUGCGGGCGCAAGUCGAGGGCUGCUUCUUCUUUUCCUGUAUUUGGGCGAUGGGAGGCACCCUGAGCUCGGACUCGUGGGAGGCGUUCAGCGAGCUGUUCAGAGCUCUGACGAGCAGGGAGUUUCCCGAGGACGUCAGGCAACGUUUCGACGUCUCCGAGGACACCGGAGACCCGCCGAAGCCCUACGUGGUGAACAUACCCAUGGCCGGUCUAGUUUUCGAUUACAAGUUCGCGAAGGAGGGCAAAGGGAAGUGGAGGCCCUGGACGGAGGACUUGCAGGACGUCCCGCCGAUUCCGAAGGACAUGCCGGUGAACCAGGUGAUCGUGCCGACGGUCGAGACCGUGCGCUACGUUCACCUGUUCAAGCUGCUCGUCCGUAACCAGAAACCGGUCCUCGUGGUCGGCCCGACCGGGACAGGCAAGUCCGUCCACAUCAUGGACUUUCUCCUGAAGAAGAACGACCCGGAAACGUACAAGCCGCUGUUCCUGAUAUUCUCGGCGCAGACCACCGCCAAUCAGGCCCAGGAGAUCGUCAUGGGCAAGCUCGAUAGGAGGAAGAAGGGGCUGUACGGCGCGCCGCCGGGAAAAUACUGGGUGGUGUUCGUCGACGACUUGUCCAUGCCCCAGAAAGAGCAAUACGGGGCACAGCCGCCCAUCGAGUUGCUCAGGCAGUGGCUGGACCAUCGGACUUGGUACGACGUCGAACAAGCGAUCCCCAUAGAAUUGGUGGACGUGCAGCUGAUGUGCGCCAUGGGCCCUCCGUCCAGCGGUUUGGACGUCACGCCCAGGUUCAAACGGCACUUUUUCGCUCUGGCCAUCUCGGAGUUCUCCGACGACGUCCUAACCACCAUAUUCGGAAAGUUGAUGGCAUGGCAUCUCGACAGAAAAGAGUUCCCGCAGUAUUUCCAAACCUGCAUCGAUUACGUCGUCGACGGAACGUUGGACGUUUACAAGGAAACGAGGCAGCAUCUUCUGCCAAUCCCUGCCAAGUGUCAUUACCUGUUCAACUUGAGAGACUUCUCGAGAGUGGUCCAGGGAGUGCUGCUCUCCACUCCCGAAACCAUCGCGGAGCCCGUCGGCAUGAAGCGGCUAUGGGUCCACGAGGUUCUGCGCGUUUACGGCGAUCGAUUGGUGGACGACGCCGACGUUAAAUGGCUCGUCGAUCGGAUACGAGUCACCGUGUCUACUUAUUUAGACGACGAUUUGAAUCGUAUGUUCGAAAGCUUGAGCGACAAAAACGGCAUGGUGACAGAGACGGAACUUCGAAAUCUGAUCUACUGCGACUUCCAAGAUAUCCUGGCAGAUAAGAAAUUGUACCAGGAAGUCGCCAACUUGGACAAUUUAACCUCGACGGUCGAAGAAUACCUCGGAGAGUACAAUUCCAUCUCAAGAACGCCGAUGAACCUGGUCCUCUUCAGAUUCGCCAUCGAACAUCUAUCGAAGAUCUGCCGAGUGAUGAUGCAGCCUCGCAGCCACGCCCUGUUAAUCGGCGUGGGUGGUUCGGGUCGUCGGUCGUUGACCAAGCUGGCGGCGCACAUCUCCGAUUACGAGCUGUUCGGCGUGGAGAUGUCGCAACAAUACGGAUCGCACGAGUGGCACGACGACCUCAAGGACAUCCUGAGGAAGAGCGCGUCCAGCGAGCUACGCUCGGUGUUCCUGUUCAUGGACACGCAGGUCAGGGAGGAGACGUUCCUGGAGGAUAUCAGCAACCUGCUCAACUCGGGAGAGGUGCCGAACAUAUUCGCGGCGGACGAGCUGACGGACAUCUGCGAGAAGAUGAGGACGAUCGACCGGCAGAGGGACAGGUCCUUGCAGACGGACGGCAGCCCGGUGGCGUUGUUCAACUUCUUCGUGCAAACGGUCCGCGAAAAUCUGCACGUGGUCGUCACGAUGUCGCCGAUCGGGGACAAUUUUCGCGUCAGGAUCCGCAAGUUCCCGGCUCUGGUCAACUGCUGCACCAUCGAUUGGCUGCAGUCCUGGCCCGAGGACGCUCUGUUGGCCGUAGCCACCAAGUUCUUGGGCCAGAUCGAUCUGACGACGACCGAGCGCGACGCUUGCAUCGAGAUGUGCCAGUUCUUUCACACGUCCACCCAAGAAUUGACGCAGGAGUUUCUCAAGAAAGCGAAACGGCACAACCACGUGACCCCGACCUCCUACCUGGAGCUGAUCCAGACCUUCGAGGGGCUGCUCGCGAGGAAGAGACGGCAGGCGCUCGAAGGAAAGAAGCGGUACGAGGCGGGCUUGGAGCGGUUGGACAGCACUCACAAGCAGGUGGAGAAGAUGCAAGAGAUCCUAGUCGCGUUGCAGCCGAAGCUGCUCGUCGCCGCCAAAGACGUCGAGGCCAUGUUCCUCGACGUUCAGAGGCAGAGCGACGAGGCCGCCGCCAUCGAGCAAGUGGUCGCGCAGGACGAAGAGGCCGCCUUGGUCGUCGCGAGCGAAGCGGACGCCAUCCGAGAGGAAUGCGACGCGGACCUGCAGGAGGUGAUGCCGAUUCUGAACGCGGCGAACGCAGCCUUGAACACAUUGACCCCGCAGGACAUCCAGAUCGUGAAGGCCAUGAAGCGUCCUCCGGCGGGCGUUCGCCUGGUCAUGGAGGCGGUCUGCAUCCUAAAAGACGUGAAACCGGAGAAAGUUCAAACUCCGGAAGGACCUUCGGAGGAUUACUGGAAGGCGUCUAUGCGGAUACUGGGCGACAUGAAGUUCCUGGAGAACCUGAUAAACUUCGACAAGGACAACAUCCCGGAGCGUAUCGUAACGAAAAUCCGCGCGACGAUCCUGACGAAUCCGAACUUCGACCCGGAGAGAAUCAGGCAGGUGUCGACCGCCUGCGAGGGACUCUGCCGAUGGGUGUUCGCUAUAUCCGAAUACGACAAGGUGGCGAAGGUCGUGGCGCCGAAGAAGCAAGCCCUGGCUUCCGCGGAAGAGGUUUACUCCGCCGCGAUGGCGCAGCUGACCCUGAAGAGGAAUCAGCUGCAGGAGGUGCGCAAGAGGCUGGCGGAGCUCGAAAACCUUCUGACGCAGAGGAAAGCGGAGUACCGGGCGAUGACGGACGAGGUGACCGAGUGCGAGGAGAAGCUGAAGCGAGCGGAGGAGCUGAUCGGUGGACUGGGCGGCGAGUACACCAGGUGGUCGGAGACGGCCCUGAAGCUCGGCGAGCUUUGUCACAAGCUGACGGGCGACGUGCUGAUCGGGUCCGGCGUCGUGGCCUAUCUGGGGGUCUUCACCACUCCGUACAGACAGCGCCAGAUCGAAAACUGGAUCGCGAUCUGCACCAACUUGGACGUCUAUUGCACGCCGGACUUCCAGCUGACUCGGGUCCUCGGCGAUCCCGUGCUGAUCCGGUCUUGGAACAUCUUCGGUCUGCCCAGCGACCUGUUCUCUAUCGACAACGGCAUCAUCGUCGCCAACUCCCGCCGAUGGCCGUUGAUGAUCGAUCCCCAGGGCCAGGCCAACAAGUGGAUCAAGAACAUGGAGAGAGAGGCGAACCUUAACGUGAUCAGGCUGACCCAGACCGACUACACGAGGGUCCUGGAGAACGCCGUUCAGUUCGGUCAGCCGGUUCUCCUGGAAAACGUUGGCGAGGAGCUGGACGCUGCUCUGGAGCCGCUUCUGACCAGACAGACGUUCCGAACCGGUGGCACCACCUGCAUCAAGAUCGGAGAUUCGAUCGUCGAGUACUCGGACGACUUCCGGUUCUACAUCACGACCAAGCUGCGCAAUCCUCGCUAUCUGCCGGAGGUGGUGGUCAAGGUGACCCUCUUGAAUUUCAUGAUCACUCCGAUCGGCUUGGAGGAUCAGCUUCUCGGUAUCGUGGUGGCGAAGGAGAGACCCGAUCUGGAGGCCCAGAAGAACCGGCUGAUCGUUCAAGGAGCCGCCAACAAGAAAAUGCUGAAGGAAAUCGAGGACAAGAUUUUGGAGGUGCUCUCGGCGUCCGAGGCGAACAUCCUCGAGGACGAGAGCGCGAUCGCUAUCCUCAGCUCCUCGAAGCAUCUUUCGAACGAUAUAGUCGCGAAGCAAGCGACGGCGGAGAUUACGGAGAAGUCCAUCGACGAGGCGAGAUUAGAGUACACGCCGAUAGCUGUUUACAGCACCGUUCUAUUCUUCACGAUAGCGGUUCUGGCCAACAUCGAUCCGAUGUAUCAAUACUCGUUGGUCUGGUUCGUGAAUCUCUUCGAGAACACGAUCGACAACACGGAAGCGGUGGAGAACAUAGAGCAGCGGCUGCACGAUCUGACGAGGGAGUUCACCUAUUCGCUCUACGCGAACGUGUGUCGCUCGUUGUUCGAGAAGGACAAGCUUCUGUUCUCGCUGCUUCUCUCGGUGAACCUGAUGAACAAACGGGGAGAGAUCUCGACGACUCAGUGGAUGUUUUUGUUGACCGGCGGCGUGGGCCUCGAAAAUCCUUUCGCGAAUCCUACGCAAUGGCUGCCCUCGAAAUCCUGGGACGAGUUCUGUCGAUUGGACAACGUUCCCGGAUUUCAGGGCUGCAGAGAUUCUUUCGCGGCGAACCCGAACGCAUGGAGGGUCGUUUUCGAUCACACGGAGCCUCACGGUUUACGGUUCCCCGCGCCCUACGACCAGCUGAAACCUUUCCAGAGAAUGCUCGUGCUGCGAUGCGUUCGUCCCGACAAGCUCGUGUCGGCCGUGCAGGGAUUCGUCGAAGAACAAUUGGGACGACGGUACAUCGAGCCGCCGCCCUUCGACCUGUUGUCCUCGUUCGCCGACUCUCACGCCUGCGUCCCUCUGAUAUUCGUCCUCACGCCUGGCGCAGACCCCAUGGCGGUUCUGUUGAAAUUCGCGGACGACCAGGGUUUCGGGACCAGCAGACUGUUCUCGCUGUCUUUGGGUCAAGGCCAGGGCGCGAUCGCCGUCCAACUGAUCGACGAAGGGGCGAAGAACGGCACCUGGGUGGUCCUGCAGAAUUGUCAUCUUGCCAAGAGCUUCAUGCCCCAUUUGGAGAAGAUCUGCGAGACUUUCACCCCGGAAACCGUGCACCCCGACUUCCGGCUAUGGCUGACCAGCUAUCCGGUGGAUCAUUUUCCCGUCAGCGUCCUGCAAAAUGGCGUCAAGAUCACGAACGAGCCGCCGAAGGGACUGCGAGCGAACAUGAUCAGGUCCUUUCUCCAGGAUCCGAUAUCCGACGACGACUUCUUCGAGACCUGCGAGCAGAAGGUGCCCUUCAAGAAGCUGCUCUUCUCUCUGUGCUUUUUCCACGCGAUCGUCCAAGAGCGCCGACAAUUCGGACCGAUCGGCUGGAACAAUCGGUACGAGUUCAACGAGACCGACCUCAGGAUCAGCGCGCUGCAGCUCAAGAUCUUUCUGGAUCGGUACGACGACGUGCAAUUCACGGCGCUCAAGUAUUUAACAGGCGAAUGCAAUUACGGUGGACGCGUGACGGACGAAUGGGACAGGCGAACUUUGAACACCAUCCUCGCGAAAUUCUAUUCCCCGGAGUUGCUCCGCGACGAAUACCUGUUCGAUCCGAGCGGCUUGUAUCACGUGCCCCGGGUCCAAGAUCGGGCCGAUUUCCUCGAGUACGUCAAGACGUUCCCGAUGACCACGGCGCCCAGCGUCUUCGGCAUGAACGAAAACGCUGACAUCAUCAAGGACCAGCAGGAGACCACGCUGAUGCUGACCUCCGCGCUGGCGACGCAGGAUACCGGGGAAACGGAAACAGACACGGGCGAGUCGCCCGACGAGACCGUCUACGGGGUGGCGUCCGAUAUUCUCUCAAAGUUGCCGGAGGACUUCGAUCUCGACGCCGCGCUCCUCGAGUAUCCGACGUUGUACGAUCAAAGCAUGAACACGGUGCUGGUACAGGAAAUGGGAAGAUUCAACAAGCUUCUGCGAACGAUCAGGAAUAGCCUGACGAACGUUCGGAAAGCGAUCAAAGGUCUGACGACGAUGAGCACGGACCUGGAGGAGGUCUACUCGUCGAUGAUCACCGGGAAGAUACCGGGCGCGUGGACGAUCAACUCGUAUCCGUCCCUGAAGCCGUUGGGCAGUUACGUUCGGGACCUUCUGAAGAGGCUCGCCUUUCUUCUGUCGUGGUACCUCGAGGGACCACCGCCGAGCUUUUGGAUCUCCGGCUUCUACUUUACCCAGGCGUUCCUGACCGGCGCUCGUCAGAAUUACGCGAGGAAGUACUCGAUACCCAUAGAUCUCCUGAUUUACGACUUCGUCCCUCUGAAAGGGACCGUCUUCCCGGACCCGCCGGCCGACGGCGUCUACGUUUACGGCCUGUUCUUCGAUGGAGCGCGGUUCAACACGGAGACCAUGAACAUCGACGAAUCGUUGCCGAAAAUCUUGUACGACGCUGUCCCCUACAUCUGGAUGAUACCGACGAAAAGGGACCAAGUACCGGAGAGGCGCGCGUACACCUGCCCCGUGUACAAAACUGCCGAGAGGAAGGGCGUUCUGUCGACGACCGGCCACUCGACGAACUUCGUAAUCGCCGUACGGCUCCCGACGGACCGCCCGCCGGAACACUGGAUUCUGCGAGGCGCGGCCAUGCUCUGCCAAUUGUCCGAUUAAACCGAUUCCCAGCGA
This is a messenger RNA of Megalopta genalis, 10307 nucleotides long. The record is from RefSeq and is a predicted model, not a curated record. NCBI's taxonomy places the organism in Eukaryota, Metazoa, Arthropoda, Insecta, Hymenoptera, Halictidae.